Zeugodacus cucurbitae (melon fly) is the source of this 7607-nucleotide messenger RNA. RefSeq lists its product as uncharacterized. NCBI's taxonomy places the organism in Eukaryota, Metazoa, Arthropoda, Insecta, Diptera, Tephritidae. Gene Ontology annotation, cellular component: membrane. Gene Ontology annotation, molecular function: neuropeptide receptor activity. The coding region runs from base 984 to 4046 and encodes 1020 amino acids. The record is from RefSeq and is a predicted model, not a curated record. The transcript is spliced from 7 exons. Gene Ontology annotation, biological process: neuropeptide signaling pathway.
AUUUAAAAAAAAGAAAAAAAAUUUAAAUUAAAUUUGUAAAAAAUAAAUAUACAAGUUUCUGUAAAAAUUUAAAACAACUCGAAGCUGUUGUUGUAAUGUUUAUAAAAAAUAUAUAUAUUUAUAGUGUUAAACGUAAUAAUUAUCCACAUUAAAAUUAUAUGAAAUACCGUUAGUGUAAUUUAAAAUACAGUGUCAUACAUACAUAUAUACACAAAUAGAAAAAUAUAUUCACUUAAAAGUUUUGCCCUAAGUACUCCUAUAUCGUGUGUGUUUAAAAAAAUUUCGCACUACAUUCCGCAUUCGCCCACAAAUCGGGCGUAUAUACGAGUAAACACAUCUACUUAAUUGCAUUUACAAAAACCGAAAAAAAAAAAACAAUUUAAAACAAAAAUUGUGUAGUUCAAAUAUGCUGCAUUGCCUGUCCCUUACAUGUGACCUGACAAUUGCCCUACUCUGCAUAGCCUACAUUUAGGGGCCAAGCGUCAAAUAGAAACUAGUGAGUGCAUAAACACGACGGUGUCAUACCAAAUUCGGGUGUCAGUGUGCCACUACCACCACUUUGUGACAGUCCGGAACUGGUGCACCUGUUUCGCAUAUUAAAUGUCAGUGUUGUACCGUUGCAUACUGCUAGCAUGCAUUUUAACACAAUUAGUAUUGCAGUUAUCGGCCUGAAAGUGGGCCGCUAGGAAUACCAGCUGUGCUGCAGGCUAACCUCGUUUAUUGUGUUUGUUGCAACAACGGUGCGUCUGGGGAGCGCACGUGACCGUAGUAAGCUGAGCUGUGCCGUUUACUGUGUAACUGUAGUUACAUUACAUUGUUGUUGGAGGCGUUGGUGGUGAAGAACAAUUCACACCGAUGUCUCGUUGAAUUCCACUAAAACACUUAGCUCGCACAUUUAGCCAGCCAACACCAAUUUUCAGCGUUGGCUACAAUUGAAACUAGAAUCACUUAAGACCCAACAACAACAACCAAAAUCAAUAAAAAUGCGUUCCUCUCCGUACGCCUAUCACAUCGGCAACGAUUUGAGCGAAGAAGACACAGACGAUGCUGCCAUGGACUAUCACAUGGCGGCAGCCAUUAGCUCCAACCAUCGCCACCAACAGCAACAACAAAUGGAACUGAAAUUGAAAGAUAUACCAGAGAAAUAUUUGAUGGUGAUUGCUCACUUCCUGUCGGGCGAUUUCAAUGACACCGAAGCGAUGGACCGUGUCAACGGACCCAUACUGAAGGCGAGCAUCAAGUCGGUCUAUUGGCUUUUCCUCAUCCAGUAUGCAUUGUUGGCGUUGGCCGGCAUCGCCAUGAAUGUGAGCAUAAUCGCGUAUGCGAUGUACAAUCGCUUGUACAAGGAUGUAACGCACGCGUUCAUCGUUAAUUUGGCAUUAUGCCAUUUGGUGCAGUGUGCGCUGGUCUUGCCCAUCACGUUGAUGGUGAUGCUCAUACAGAAUUGGAUAUUUGGACAGUUUUUGUGCUUCUUUUUGCCAAUGUUGCAGGACAUUCCGCUGCAUGUUGCCAUAAUAUCGCACAUUCUCAUCGCUUGGGAUCGCAUGCGUUGGCUGAGCGAUCCGCUGCAGGGUCGCUUGCCGGCCUUCGUCUGCUGCUGUGCGACUUGGCUGACCGGCAUGGUGAUUGCGUUGCCAUAUCCCAUCUAUACGAUUUAUGUGGAAUUGGGGGAUUAUGUGACAGAGCUAAACGGCAUUGGCCUUUGCGUGGUCAACUUAAUGGAUGAUAUGCAUGAAUAUAUGCGUGGACUGUUUCUGCUUAUGUAUUGCGCCCCCUCCGUUCUGCUAGCUUAUCUUUACAUCAGAACUUCGCAGGAGCUGCGACCACCUGACGGUCCAUUUGCCGUAAUGAUGUUCGAGCAUCGCGCGGAUAUGAGAAAUCGCCAACGCAACUCAUCAGCCUCUUCGGUGGGCGGCAGCGUCGGUGCGACCAUCACUUCCACCUCGGGCAUCGGCUCAGCGCUCACCACCACACACACCAAUGGCGGUGCCAGCGCUGGGGGUGGUGGUCUUGGUGUUGGCAGUAGUUUGGGUGCGGGUCACACCUCCUCUGUGCAUUCGACAACUGGCUCCGCCACAACGAAGACCCGUUCGUAUGACUUGUACAGCGCCGAGUUGGACGUCUAUCGUGAGAAGAGGAAGCAACGUAAUUUCGGCAGCAUGGCCGCCACACAAAUACUCUGCCUCUGUCCGUUAAUGAUUUUACGUUUCGCCCGCCUCUCCAUGGAGGAGACCUAUGAGAAUCAGAAACAUUUUGACUUCACCUAUUUGAUGUUUGUGUGGAUCGCUUUUCUGCCCACUGUCAUCUUUCCGUGCAUUUAUGCCUCGCAAAUACUACCCAGAGAUGAGCAAGAGCGUAUACGCGGCUAUUUCCGUCUUUCCACAAAACGGUUCCAUAAAUCGCGCAGUUGCGGCGGCGGCAGCGGCAGUGGCCAUACGCCCAGCUCCAGGGAGGAUUCCAUUGAAAAGGAUGAGAGCACAAACGCCACGCAAGCCACUUCGAUACUCGUGAAUGGCGAGCAGUUUUUGAAUGGGGGCGGCAGCAUAACCGGUACGGCGCUGGUGACACGUCACGAGCUCAAUCGGGCCGCCAAGUUCCAACAACAGCAGCAACAGCAUCACAACAAUUGCCGACAGUCGUCUGGCAAGGAGGGCGCGAACGUUGUUGGGGCGGCGGUCGGUCAGCAGGCGUACGGCAAGUCAACGCCACUGGCGAAGGAUGUGCGUGUGAAGAAGAAUGAUGUGAAGAUUAAGAUAAUAUCGGAUGGCGGCAAAGGAAAUAAGUCAGCGUUGGCAGGCAUUGGCGGUGCUGGGCAAUUGCAGGCACAGCAUGCAACGAAGAGCACCAGUGUGAGCAGCGGCAGUCGACGCGAGAGUGUUGCCGGUGGCGGCGUCGGUGGUAGUGUUGGUGAGCGUAAAUUGACGCUUGGCUCAUUGGAUAACUCCUGCUCGAAUAUGACCUCCUCGACAUACUGCAAUGGCGUUAGCAGUUUGCUGGAGGAUGAUGGUGGCGCAAGCAAUUUCGGUGAUGGCGAAGACUCCUCCAUUGUAAGUGGUAUGAUUGUGUCGAGCGGUGGACCAAAUGGCGUCAACUAUAUGCAACACAAGAAGUGGAGCCUCAGCGGUCAGCCAUUGUUACGCAGCAAGGAUUUAUCAUUCAGCGAUUGCAGCAGUUUCUCGCAUAUGGACACGGCCAGCACGUUGGAGCGCGACAUGGAGAUAAUCGAUAUGUUGGAACGUGAACGUAGCAUGGACAUACAGGAAAUGAUAGAACGUGAGAAGCACGGCGAGACGGUGCGCAUGACGGUGGGCGAACGUCGCAAGCUGCCCGAUAUCGAGAAGAUUUAUCAGCGCUCUCCAAAAUCGAAACUCGAUCCGUACAGUUAUGAUGUCUCCUCACAGAUCACGCCGACACCAUCAACGGCAACUGCAAAGGACAGCAUGCCGAACUCUUUGCUCUGCAGUGAUCCGCUGCAGUCGAGUGGUGCUCUUAGUAGCGGCAGCAGCACGAAUGAUGGUGGUUAUAGCGUUGCGUCCACAUUCAUUGGCGACGAUGGCGUGCCAGUGCAUCGACUGUCACGCGACGAUGAGGGUGAGAGUGGCAUCGAUGUAGACGAGGAAGUACCGUCCGAUUUCUUCGACAAGUACACACCGGGCGCUGCCAAUUCGGUGCCAUAUGCAAGCAGCGGCGGCGCCGCAGUCAACACACCCACUUCCGCCUACCAGUAUCAGUACUCGCGUCGACUGAGCCGCAAAUCAUCGCACCACAGUCAAGGCUCAAAUUCACAUCGCACAUCAAAGCGCGACAGCUUCAAUUCGUUGAAUGGCAGCGAUCUCAUUGCGGGCGCAUUCGGCGAACUCGAUCCCACGCAACCAUUGUCUAAGAUGUCAGUGGUGGAGGGUCGCAUGCGACGCAGUAGUGGACGUACGUCCAGUUUCUCUUCCUCGGCGCGCAGUUCGAUGAAGUCUCGCGACUACAGUCACGGUUCAUCGCAUUCGGCGCAUCCAGAGUUGGACUUCAGGGAGAAUAUAUUCGCCGAACUGUGAAGAGGUGAGUGUGGUAGCACACAAGUUUAGGUGCCACGAUCUAAAUGAUGCAUGCUUUAUUGAACGAGGUGCCUAAUUGGAUUGAUUUAAGCAACGAAGGAAGGUUUGACGUAGAAAGUUAGCUUUUAAUACGAACAAAUACAGAAACCCUUAAAUAUCUAGUGUGUAUUGGUAUGGAAGUCCUGACAGUGCAGUUUUAUAAACAGUAGUUAAGCGUAAGUUUUUAUUAAUGUAGACAGAUCCUAGUGUGUGGUAAGUAAUGUUAGGUAUAAGUUUGAAAUGUGAUGAAUAUACGGAUUUGGCUGAGGUUUCCUAAAAUGAAGUACUAUAUGAAAGUGUCUCAAGUUCGAGUCAUAUAUUUCAGACAGAGUUGUUGGGAUUUGAUUAAGAAUAAGUUAUUGGGAUUUUAAUAUGAGAACUUGAAUAUUCUUUAGAAAAUCAAGGUUGGCAUUUUGGGUAAACUAUGAAACAUAUAUAUUCCUGAUUCGCAGAUAAUUAGUUAACUCGUUGGGAAUUAUCAAAGGGAUCAAUUUAUAGCGUAGUACUCCGAAAUCCUUUAUGAGUUUGAAAAGAGUACUUCCGUAGGAUCUUUCGAAUCCGGAUGGUAAUCAAAUUUUCGGGAUGAGAUCUCUUUUCCUAAAGCUAAGCUUUCCGACAGUCCGGAUUAACCUCGUUUUUCUGUUUCCUAGGAGUUUCUAGGCAAAUAUAAUUUGUUGAGGAGUAAUUUAGCCAAGUGAACACGAAUUAUACGAUUUCUUGUGAAGAAUUAGUAUGGGUUCCUUAUUGAAGGUACAGUUUGAAUAAAAUAUAGCUAAGUAUAGCUUUGAUAUGUAUGGGUAUAUUAGAGAGUUAAGUGUGAGGAAUCACUUUUGUAUUUUGUAUACAUAUUUGUUAAUACGUUAGAUAAUUCCGUGCGAUAAAAAUAAUAUAACUUUUUGUAAUACUGUUGUAUAAGCUUAUUUUGAGUGCAUGUGACCUUAGUUUGGUGAAAAUAAAGAAAUUAAGUUAGAAUGAUUAUCAAACUGGUAGUAAUAGUAGUCUUCGAUUCGCAUAAUGAUAUAAACUGGUAUAAAUUUCGGAAGCUGUCAUAACCUUAUGUGUAUACUCUUGAAUGUGCUUAUACCACUUUGAUGAUAUAUGGACAAGCGCUCUUGAAUUGAACUCAUUGCAGUCAAAUAAUAAUACUUUGUUAAGAGAGUUGUACUCAAAAUAUGUGAGCUGAUAAGUGGCGAAUCGAACAAAUAACUGGUAUAAUCAGUUGCCGUUAGAAAGCAAGUACUUUAGAGAGUUUAAUACAAGCUUUUUUGAAUUGAAUUCAACUAGUUAACUCUGGCGAUGCUUUCAUUUGUCAAAAGUGACAAUUAGAGAGCUGAAAAGUGGCGAAUCGAGGACCGUCUAAUGUGUUUAAAACCACUACACAUCUUAUGGUAGUUAAUUGAAUAUUUUUUAUUAUUAAAGAGAACUUUUUACAAAUUUUAUUUGAAGCUCAUAGCAAGCAUGACGCAAUUUUCGAUGCGCAUUUUUUUACAUACAAACAAUUUUAUUGUAUGUUACAAGAGAGAAAAAAAAACAGAGAAACACGUGAAACGUGAAAACACAUUCAAUUUACUAAUUAACUUAAUUAAGCUGUUAAAUAAUAAUAAAUACAAAUAAUUGUUGCGUUUUUUGUCAUUCAUUGUUAAUGUGAAAGCACAAAGUAAAUAGAAACAAAAAAUAUAAUAUUUAUAUAAAUGUAUUGUAUAACUACAGUGUUUAGCGUUAUAAAAAAAAAAAAAUUAAAAAAAUAAUAAUCAAUAUUAUUAUAAUAUUGUUUAACAAGCGUAUUUAUUGUAUUUGUAAAUGCAGAUUUUGUAUGUUGAAAACAAACUAAAAAUAAUUGUAAUUUAAAAAUAAAAAAGUUAAAUAAAUUUUAUAACAUGGAUUAGCAUUUAAAGUGAGCGUGAGUUUAAAGCGGGUGGAUCAUUGUAUAUGAGCAGCAGCAAGUAUGUGCCAAGCUUUUAGCAGCUACAAUUUUCGAUACUGAAAUUAAAAGAAAUAAAAAAAAAAUAUUUCUAAAUAAUAUAUAUAUAAUAAAUAUAUAUAUUUAUCACUACUGUAAAAUAGUCUAUGUUGAUUUGUCUAAAACUAUAAAAAUAUAUAAUGAAAACUUACUAGUUAUGCAUAUAUCUUAAGUUUUUUUUUUGUAAACUAAAUUAUAAAAAUAUUGUUGUGAAUUAAUAUUGCAUAAAUAUUUCUGAAUCAAUGUUAAAUUUAUACAGUUACACAAACACCUUAACACGAGAAACAGCAUAUUAGGAAAUAUGUAAACUUACGCAGUCGCUUCAAAUUGGGUUUAAUACAGUAAAAUAUCGGUGACUUAUAUGCAUAAAAAUAUUUUUUUGAAAAUUUAAAACUUGAAAGAUUUUCUUUUUUUUUUUCAAAAAAUAUUUUGGAAAUAAAAUAUUUUUUUAUCAAAUCGAUUCUCUUUUAAAACCUAUUUACAUUUCUUUUAAUGCCACACUGUUAAUAAUAAUAUUUUUUUUUAAGAAAAUAUGAUUUAAUUAAAACUGAUAAUUUUCGACUUGAGCAAAUUUUUCUCCAGCGAAUGUUAAGUACCAUGAAAUAAAAAAUAUCUUACGGUCUAGGCUUAUAAUUUUUCUGAGGCAAGUGUUUGCAACGAUGUCAUCUUUCAUACAUUCCUUAUAGAAUCCGAUGUUUUAAGGGUAGACUGGCCACCUACUCAGUACUCUAAUACCAAAGAGUCAUGUAAAAAAGUAAUUGAUGUUUGAGCACAAGUAAUCAGAUGGUAGAAAAAACAGAAAAAAGUUAAAAUAUUGCCACCUGUAUGAAAGUCUAAUUUGCAAUAUUUGACAAAUCAAGGAAAGCAAAAAUCAGAAGCUGAAACCUCUACUGUUAUUGUAUAAUUUUACAGUUGGGAAAAGAAACGGAGUAGGGUUACCACCUGUUUGAAAAUUGUAUCAAACAACAAAUUAUGAAAUUUCGAAAACUACAAACUGAUAAGAUUCUAGUUUACUACUGAUUUUUUUUCGAAUAGGGUUGCCACCUAAUUUUAAUUUUUUCUCAAUUCUUUAAACAAUAUAAUAUAAUGGUAAACAAUUGGUGACAUUUAUUUACGCUACUUUUAUUAGCUUAAUUUUCCGAAACCUUCAAAAUUUAUUAUCAAAUUUGCGCUAGAAAUUUGCUGAAAAUAGCCACAAUAAUGAAAUUUAGUUAAAAUAGUUUUGUUUACUCAAAUUAAGUGAAAUUUUUUGAAUAAAGCUAAUGCCUUUAUCUUUAAUUAAAUCGUUUUUAAAUUUACUUCAAGCUACAAGAAUUAAUAAAAUUUCAACUUUUAAGAAAAGACAUCUGAAUAUUCAAAUUUUAAAUAAGCCCAAUAAAUAUCAAAAUGAAAUGCAGAAAAUUUAAACAAAAAAUGCAAAUAUUUACUCAAAUUCAACUAAAGCAAGCAUAUUUAAACUACAACAACAAAUAGUCGUAAUUUAAAUGGAAACCAAAAAUAUAACUUUAAACUUGCUUCAACACUUACAACUUAAAUACUUGGAAUUUAACUACACAAAUACA